UCUCCAGUUCUACGCGCUACAGGGCAGAGAAAAGUCAAAAGAAAGGAAGCCGCCGCGAAGAAAAAGUGCUUUUGUGGCCGAAAUGGUGUCGCUGGGGCAGAAAAAGGAUGGUAGUCCCAAUGUGGAGUUCUUCCAGUCCCCGGAAACGCUACAGGGAUUUGAGACAGUGCGUGCGUGGUUGCAGAAAAACAGCAAGAAGUACGUCCACCAGGAUCCACCAACGAAGGAAUCUUUGUCACAGCUGUUGAUUCAAUUUAUUCAGUAUCAGGAAACAAAAUUGGGCAAAAAUGCAGUUGAUCCACCAACAACGAGACUCCCGAUGCGAUGUUUCUUGGAUUUCAAGCCCGGUGGGGCGCUAUGCAAUAUUUUCACGUCAAUGUAUCGCUACAAGUCGGAGCAGCGAUGGAAGAAAUUUGAUUUUACAGUGACUAAAAAUACAUCCCGGAAGGACCCAAAUACACAGAUGCUGGUUGAAAUUGAAACAGCUCUCAUUGAGGCAGAAUGCUUACGACUGCCAGUUGUCUACAUUCGUCCGGAAGUCGAUAAGGCACUUGCGGCAAAGGUUAAGGAUAUCAUAACAAAGCACCAGGGUGAGUUGACGGAGGAUGAGGAGGAGGCAACACACAUAAUCUACCCUGUUGUGGAUCCCCUACCUGAGGAGUAUGCUCGUCCGGCAUUUAAGCGUGAGAAGAAUGUCAUGAUGCAUUGGUACUACUUCCCGGAAUCCUAUGAUUCGUGGUUGCCGAAUAAUUUUGACCUUCCGGACAUGGUGCCAGACAAUAUUGGCAGUCCCGGGGAUCGUUGGAGGGUGUGUGCGCUGUGGGUACUGCAUUUGGAUCAGUACAACGAAUGGAUGGCCGAGGAGGACUACGAAGUGGAUGAGCAGGGACGCAAGAAGGUGCAUCGCCUUCGACUUACAGUUGAUGACCUCAUGACACCGAGUGGGGAUGAGAAGAGUCGUGCAAGGAAUAAGAAUCCCAAACGUAAACGCUCCCCAACACCUCCGCCAAAUCCCAAGACGAGCAAGAGGAAGAGUGGACGUUCUCCGGCUGUUUUCCAGAAGAAAACUCGCAGUGGGGAUGGGGAUGAUGAUGAGGAUCUCACGCGUGAUAUGGACGAUCCACAGCCAGAGCCAAACAUCCAAGAGGUGCCGAAGGUGCAGCCAAAUACAUCCUCAACGGCGAGCCCCGCAACGCCAUCAAAUAAGCAACGAGAUUCGGAACUUCUACCCAUAAAGGGGGGUACUGUGACGGAUCUCGAUGAGGACAUGGAGCGCGGGGAGGAUUCACAGACGGGCAAGACGAGUGACAACAGCAACACACAGGAUUUCCAGCCAAAGGAUGAUCUGGAGGACAAUGUAACCGAGCAGACGCAUCACAUCAUUGUCCCUUCGUAUUCUGCGUGGUUUGACUACAAUUCCAUCCAUGUGGUGGAAAAGCGCGCCAUGUCGGAGUUCUUCAAUGGCAAGAAUAAGUCCAAAACACCCGAGAUCUAUAUGGCAUACAGGAAUUUCAUGAUUGACACGUACCGGCUGAAUCCAACGGAAUAUCUCACCAGUACCGCAUGUCGACGCAAUUUGGCCGGAGAUGUGUGCGCCAUAAUGCGUGUUCAUGCCUUCCUGGAGCAAUGGGGCUUGAUAAAUUACCAGAUUGACACGGAUUGCCGGCCAACACCAAUGGGUCCACCACCUACAUCCCACUUCCACGUCCUGAGUGACACACCAUCAGGAUUGCAGCCGGUCAAUGCACAGAAGACACCUCAACCGUCUGCUUCGAAGAUGCUCUUUGAUUUGGAUAAGAAGCAAAAGGACAAGGAGGGUGGUGAGGGCGCCACUCCGGGAGCUCUCGGCGGGGCGACAGUUAAGACAGAAGGUGGUGUAGCACCUCCUGUACCCGGUGGUAUUGAACCAGGGGCACAAUUUGGCCUGAAACUCGAUCAGUAUGGGAAGAAACCAUCGGCAAUGCGCAAUAAGACAGCAGCAAAUAUGGCACGAGAGUGGACAGAGCAGGAAACCCUGCUACUCCUUGAGGGUUUGGAGAUGUACAAGGAUGAUUGGAAUAAGGUGUGUGAGCAUGUUGGUUCCCGGACACAAGAUGAGUGUAUUCUGCACUUCCUUCGACUACCCAUUGAGGAUCCCUACCUGGAGGAUGACAACUGUAUUGGGCCACUUGCCUAUCAACCCAUUCCAUUUAGUAAAUCCGGCAAUCCCAUUAUGUCCACUGUAGCCUUCUUGGCUUCCGUUGUGGAUCCCAGAGUGGCAGCAGCUGCAGCCAAAGCUGCCAUGGAGGAAUUUGCUGCUAUAAAGGAUGAGGUUCCAUCGUCAAUAAUGGAUGCACAUUUUAAGAAUGUCGAGAAGUCCGGGUAUGGUGGGAAAUUCGAUCCAUACGCUGGUUUAGCAAAUAGCGGAAUUGCCGGAACGGCCCCGGAAAAGGAGGAAGAUGAGAAACAACCAGGUGGUGAUGAAGAAAUGAAGGAUGUUUCCAAGAAAGAUGACAAAACUCAAGAAUCAAGUGGUGCGGAGGCAUGCAAAACGAGUGAUCCGUCUGCUGUGGGCGAUAAGAGUAGCCUCAAGAUCACAGAGGCUGCUGCUGCGCCGUCAGAUAGUAGUUGUAAUGAUGAAAGUAAAAGUAGUGAAAAAACAUCUUCAGAAACCACCCCGGGAUCACCGCCCAUUCAAGCGGCAGCUGGUGGAGCAGCAGCACCUCCAGGGGGUGCACCCGGCGCCCCGGCUGUUGCUAAUGUUAAUGGGGCUGCUGCUGCUACGGCAGGAACGGCGGCAAAGGAGAAUGGGACGGAUAAGCCGAAGCUCUUCAAUGAGGCCAAUGUCCAGUCGGCUGCAGCUGCGGCUCUUGCGUCAGCGGCCGUCAAAGCGAAGCACCUGGCAGCCGUGGAGGAGAGGAAAAUCAAGAGUCUCGUGGCACUCCUGGUGGAAACGCAGAUGAAGAAGUUGGAGAUUAAAUUACGGCAUUUUGAGGAGCUUGAAACAACGAUGGAACGCGAGAGGGAAGGUUUGGAGUAUCAGAGACAACAACUCAUUACGGAGAGACAGCAAUUCCACUUGGAACAGCUGAAGGCAGCUGAAUUUAGGGCACGUCAGCAGGCACAUCAUCGAUUGCAGCAGGAACAGGGACAACAGCAACAGCAGCAGCAGCAGCAACAACAGCAGCAGUGGCAACAAAAUCCGAAUGCCCCAGCAUCAGCAGGAAGUACUCCGGGGCCACAGCAGCCGCCGCAACAGCCGGCACCGCCGCAUCAGGCUAUUGUACCGCCAACACAGCAGCCAUCAGGAGGUGGGGGUCCACCUGGAGCUGUUGUUCAGCCACCACCGCAGCAGGUUCCGCCAUCAGCGUCAGCAGUUGUUCCAGCACAGGGACAACUUCCUCCACAACCACCAGCACCGUCACAGCAGCAGCAGCCACAGCCACAGCAGCAACCUCCAGCUGGUGGUAGUUUACCCGGUGGCAAUGGGGCGCCCCCAUCGAUACCCAGCAGACCCUAGAGGGGCUCGUCAGCAUCUCCUCGCAGAAGAAGUAGGAGACGCACAAAGUAAAGUAAUCUCUAGGGCUAUCUCUCUCACUCAAUUCUUAUCAAUUUUAAUUUAAAAAAAAACAUCUUUAUUUUUAUUUUUAUUUCAACGGAUUUAUUUAUUCUUUCCGGGAAAAAAAUUGAAAGUUUUCUUUUCAAAUUGAGAGAGAAAAUGAAGAAAAAUCUUUAAAAUACAGAGAGAGAGCAAAGGAUCUCUUUCAAAUUCAUGUGGGGGUGUGCUUGAAGAAGAAAAAAUGAUUAAUUCCAAGAAUUUCUUUUCACGGUGCGCUGCUUCACUCGAUUUUAUUUUAAUUUUGACUUUAAAAAAAAAAGUUUAAAUUUAUUGAUUUGAAUGGAGGGAUAUGGAAUUUUUUAUUAUAAAAUUUUCACAAAAAAAGUUUAUAAUUAUUUAAAAGUAAUUGAGAGUGUAGCAGUGUUAAUAUUAAUUAAGAACGAUAGAUAGUAUUGAUAAAGGAUAAAAUAAAUAUUUGUAGGUAAAAUUAUUCAUUCAAAAAAUGGUAAAUUUUUAGAAAUAUUUUUUACUUUUAGAUUUUUUAUUUCAGUUACUUUCAACCAAUAUAUUUUCUUUUUAUUUUAGGGAUGUUUUUGUUUGUGAAAUUGCAAAAAAAGGAUGAAUCGUAUUUAAAAGAAAAUAAAUGUAGAAUUAAUUCCUCACAUUACAUAAAAUACUUAAGGACCUUAAGGAUAAAAAAAUAUGAAAAACUCAUACAAUUUGUGAAAAAUUAGCGUCUCAAUUAAAAUAAAAUAAUAAUCUUAAUGAAUAAUAAAGAAUAUUGAAUAGAAAAUAAAA
Molecule: messenger RNA, 4336 nt
Organism: Lutzomyia longipalpis
Lineage: Eukaryota; Metazoa; Arthropoda; Insecta; Diptera; Psychodidae
Gene: mor
Product: SWI/SNF complex subunit SMARCC2
Exons: 5
Coding region: 83-3499 (1138 amino acids)
Biological process (GO): positive regulation of DNA-templated transcription
Cellular component (GO): SWI/SNF complex
Molecular function (GO): DNA binding; histone binding
Source: RefSeq, a predicted model, not a curated record